UACUCUGAAUGGAUGACUGCUGAUGAUGCAUGGAACAUGCAGUCAGCCCUGCCAAAAUGUGCAACACUCCUUGGGACAAUUUUGUCAUCUGACAAGACCAAUAUCUCCAUAAUGAUGGGUGACAGAGCCACACAUCCCCUCCUCAUCAGCCUUGCUAAUAUACACAUGUCCAUGCAGCUCAAAUCAUCAUCUAACACUUUCAUUCUUACUGCCCUCCUCCCUGUACUGAAAUUUAUUGUAAAAAAAAACAUAUGUGAGGUGUAUUCAAAGAUCACCUAA
Messenger RNA from Suillus subaureus, 279 nucleotides. RefSeq lists its product as uncharacterized. The transcript is spliced from 2 exons. The annotation marks the transcript as partial. NCBI's taxonomy places the organism in Eukaryota, Fungi, Basidiomycota, Agaricomycetes, Boletales, Suillaceae. The record is from RefSeq and is a predicted model, not a curated record.